UUCAAUUCCUGCUGGACCCCAAAAGUCAAAAGACCUUAUUGGGACUGCAAAGUGCAAACCAAACACCUCGACGAUUCAUCUCUUGAGGUUAAUCCAUGGCGACAGUUCGAAUGAUAGACAUUGCCGUCAACUUCACAGAUAGCAUGUUCAAGGGUGUAUAUAAUGGAAAACAGUGCCAUUUACCUGAUAUUGCAGCAGUUUUAACUAGGGCUUGGAGCGCUGGCGUUGAUCGAAUUAUAGUGACAGGAGGAUCACUUGAGGAGUCAAGGGAAGCUUUAGCUAUUGCUGAAACUGAUGCAAGACUAUUCUGUACAGUUGGAGUGCACCCAACAAGAUGCAAUGAGUUUGAUGAGAGUGGAGAUCCAGAAAAGCAUUUCCAAGCACUAUUGUCGCUGGCUAAAGUUGGAGUUGAGAAAGGAAAGGUAGUGGCAAUUGGUGAAUGCGGACUGGAUUAUGACAGAACUCACUUUUGUUCACCAGAGAUUCAAAAGAAGUACUUUGAGAGACAGUUUGAAUUAGCACAUCUCAUGAAGCUUCCAAUGUUUCUUCAUAUGCGAGCAGCUGCUGGAGAUUUCAUUGAGAUUCUUGACCAAAACAAACACAGGUUCUAUGGUGGAGUUGCCCACUCAUUUACGGGUACUCCUGAAGAUCGUGACAAGCUUCUGGCAUUCAACAAUCUCUUUAUAGGUAUAAACGGCUGCUCUCUGAAAAACACCCGAAAAUCUUGA
Molecule: messenger RNA, 728 nt
Organism: Lactuca virosa
Lineage: Eukaryota; Viridiplantae; Streptophyta; Magnoliopsida; Asterales; Asteraceae
Source: the annotation of a GenBank genome assembly